GGCGCGGGGAGGAGCGCGGAGGCGGCUGCUGGCACCGCACAGGGCUCGGUCGCGCGGCCCGCUGCUUUUGGUCGCGGGAGCCGCACAGUGCAGUCCGCGGGACACAAGGCCAUCAGUAAUCAUGAGCAACCCAUUCACCCACCUUGCUGAGCCAUUGGAUCCUACACAACCAGGAAAGAAAUUCUUCAAUUUGAAUAAAUUGGAGGAUUCAAGAUAUGGACGCUUACCGUUUUCCAUCAGAGUUCUCCUGGAGGCAGCCAUUCGGAACUGCGAUGAAUUUUUGGUGAAGAAAAAUGACAUUGAAAAUAUCCUAAAUUGGAAGGUCAUGCAACAUGAGAACAUAGAGGUGCCAUUUAAGCCUGCCCGUGUCAUCCUGCAGGACUUUACGGGUGUGCCAACUGUGGUUGACUUUGCUGCAAUGCGUGAUGCUGUGAAAAAGUUAGGAGGAGAUCCAGAGAAAAUAAACCCUAUCUGUCCUGCUGACCUUGUAAUUGAUCAUUCCAUCCAGGUUGAUUUCAACAGAAGGGCAGACAGUUUACAGAAGAAUCAAGACUUGGAAUUUGAAAGAAAUAGAGAACGAUUUGAGUUUUUAAAGUGGGGUUCCCAGGCCUUUCACAACAUGAGGAUUAUUCCCCCUGGCUCAGGAAUCAUCCACCAAGUGAACCUGGAAUAUUUGGCAAGAGUGGUAUUCGAUCAGGAUGGGUACUAUUACCCAGACAGCCUCGUGGGCACUGACUCGCACACUACCAUGAUUGACGGUUUGGGUGUUCUCGGUUGGGGUGUGGGUGGAAUAGAAGCAGAAGCUGUCAUGCUGGGUCAGCCAAUCAGCAUGGUGCUUCCCCAGGUGAUUGGCUACAGGCUGAUGGGAAAGCCUCACCCUCUUGUAACAUCCACUGACAUCGUGCUCACAAUUACCAAGCACCUCCGCCAGGUUGGGGUAGUGGGCAAAUUUGUGGAGUUCUUUGGGCCAGGAGUAGCCCAGUUGUCCAUUGCCGACCGAGCUACGAUUGCUAACAUGUGUCCCGAGUAUGGAGCAACUGCUGCCUUUUUCCCGGUUGAUGAAGUUAGUAUCCAGUACCUGGUGCAGACAGGUCGUGAUGAAAAAAAGGUAAAGCACAUUAAAAAAUAUCUUCAGGCUGCAGGAAUGUUUCGAGAUUUCAGUGAUUCCUCUCAAGAUCCAGACUUCGCCCAGGUUGUGGAGUUAGAUUUGAAAAUAGUAGUACCUUGCUGCAGUGGACCCAAAAGGCCUCAGGACAAAGUCGCGGUGUCUGACAUGAAGAAGGACUUUGAGAGCUGCCUUGGAGCUAAGCAAGGAUUUAAAGGAUUCCAAGUUGCUCUGGACCAUCAUAAUGACCACAAGACAUUUAUCUAUGAUAAUAGUGAAUUCACCCUUGCUCAUGGUUCUGUGGUCAUCGCUGCCAUUACUAGCUGCACAAACACCAGUAAUCCAUCUGUGAUGUUAGGAGCAGGACUGUUAGCAAAGAAAGCUGUGGAUGCUGGCCUGAAUGUGAAGCCUUACAUCAAAACUAGCCUGUCUCCUGGAAGUGGUGUGGUCACCUACUACCUACGAGAAAGCGGAGUCAUGCCUUAUCUGUCUCAGCUUGGGUUUGACGUGGUGGGCUAUGGCUGCAUGACCUGCAUUGGCAACAGUGGGCCCUUGCCGGAACCUGUGGUAGAAGCCAUCACGCAGGGAGACAUUGUAGCUGUUGGAGUACUGUCUGGGAACAGGAAUUUUGAAGGUCGAGUCCACCCCAACACUCGGGCCAAUUAUUUAGCCUCCCCACCCUUAGUAAUAGCAUAUGCAAUCGCUGGGACCAUCAGGAUCAACUUUGAGAAAGAGCCAUUGGGGGUAAAUGCAAAGGGACAACCAGUAUUUCUGAAAGAUAUCUGGCCUACCAGAGAUGAGAUCCAGGCAGUAGAGCGUCAGUAUGUCAUCCCGGGGAUAUUUAAGGAGGUCUACCAGAAAAUUGAGACUGUGAAUGAAAGCUGGAAUGCCUUAUCAGCCCCAUCAGACAAGCUGUAUUUGUGGAAUCCCAAAUCUACAUACAUUAAAUCACCACCAUUCUUUGAAAACCUGACUUUGAAUCUUCAGCCCCCUAAAUCUAUAGUGGAUGCCUAUGUGCUAUUAAAUUUGGGAGAUUCAGUAACAACGGACCACAUCUCUCCAGCUGGAAAUAUUGCAAGAAACAGCCCUGCUGCUCGCUAUUUAACUAACAGAGGCCUGACUCCACGAGAAUUCAACUCCUAUGGCUCCCGCCGAGGUAAUGACGCCAUCAUGACACGGGGGACGUUUGCCAACAUUCGCUUGUUAAACAAAUUUUUGAACAAGCAGGCACCACAGACUAUACACCUGCCUUCUGGAGAAAUUCUUGAUGUGUUCGAUGCUGCUGAGCGGUACCAGCAGACAGGCGUUCCCCUGAUCGUUCUGGCUGGCAAAGAGUACGGCGCAGGCAGCUCCCGAGACUGGGCAGCCAAGGGCCCUUUCAUGCUGGGAAUCAAAGCUGUCCUAGCUGAGAGUUAUGAGCGCAUUCACCGCAGUAACCUGGUCGGAAUGGGGGUGAUCCCCCUUGAAUAUCUCCCUGGUGAGAAAGCAGACACCCUGGGACUCACAGGGCGGGAACGAUACACUAUCAUAAUCCCAGAAAACCUCAAACCACGAAUGAAAGUCCAGGUCAAGCUGGAUACCGGGAAGACCUUCCAGGCUAUCAUGAGGUUCGACACCGACGUGGAACUCACUUAUUUCCACAACGGGGGCAUCCUCAACUACAUGAUCCGCAAGAUGGCCAAGUAGGCCCUCAUUUCUUAGGAGACUUGCCCUCAGUGCUGCCCCAAGUGCCUCCCACAGUGGGGUACUCCACAGAGGGGUACAAGCCUCCCCCACUGCCUCCACAGAGGGGUGCCACCUCGCAGACGGAGCACUGGGGUCUUGGUGCCAUUCCUGCAGGCACAAAACCAGAAGUUUCUACAUUUUAUGCUUUUGUUAAUGAGAGAAGCAAGCUCAUCUAUUAAGUUACUGAUCACAGGAUGUUGAUUUUUCACUCUUACCAAUUAAUCUUCAGCUGAACACAAGGACGUCUUCCCGGAAGGUGUCUCCUACCCUUUUUAUUAUUCCUCUCAUCCUCUGCUCAAUGAAACUUUUCCCUUCAGGGUCAUUUUCCUUUGCAUAUUAUACCAGUGAUAACUGACAUGGGUAGAUGAGAGCUUUUUACACUUCAGAUCAUAGUUAUUAUUGUGAUUCUCUCUCCUCUUCCGUUCUCCUUCAGAGUGAGUGAUCCAAACACCUUAUGGACAGGUCAGAUGUUGAGUGUUUUAAAUUAUGUAUGUACCUUUUGAUAGCUCAACAUAAAAAGAAAUACAAAGUUUUCUUUUACUACCUUCAAAAAAUUUUCCCAGAAAAUAUUUUUGUCAAGAGGAGACCUUUGUUUGGAAGUGGUUUGGGAGAGAGGCACAGAACAUUUCUAAUUUGAAUAAUAUUAAAUCUAUUUUCAAAGAAAACUUGUUGAUUUUGGAAUUGAGUUUCGCUGUGUGUGUGUGGCUAUAACUUGGAGGUAUUCAGAGCAGAGUGAGUCUCAGACCACAUCAUCUUGAACCCUGAAUGGCCUUCGUGCUUUUCUGUUCUUACAACUACAUCAGACCUGUGCAGGUACAGUGGAAGUGUUGAGGAACCUGUAUGUUCUCUGCCCUGUUCGGGAGCAGACAAGAAGAAAGAAUAGCCUGGUAGCAGUAGCAAUGAUGUUAAGUAUGGUAAGCAAAUCACAGCUUUUUAGUGUCCUGAAGUUUAUCUGCUCAUUUUUAUCAAUGAUGUUAUUUCAGGGCAUGUCUUAGUCUGCUCAGGCUGCCAUAACAAAAUAUCACCAGCUGAGUGGCUUAAGUCACAGAAAUUUAUUUUCUCACAGUUCUGGGGGCUGGAAGUCCAAGAUCAAGGUUCCAGCCACUUUGAUUUCUAGUGAGGGCAGUCUUCCUGGCUUGCAGGGGGUCGCCUUCUUGCUAUGACCUUAUGUGGCCUUUCCUUGGUACAUGCCUGAAAAGAGGGAGAGGGAAAGAGAAUGGGCUCUCUGGUGUCUCUUUAUAUAAGGACACUGAUUGUAUCAGAUCAGAGUCCUAUCCUUAUGAUAUCACUUAACGUUAAUUACUUCCUUAGAGGUCCCAUCUCCAAAUAUAGCCACAUUAGGAGGUUAGGUACUCAACAUAUGAAUUUUGGAAGGACACAAACAUUGAAUCCAUAACAGGGUACCUUAUACUUACAGGUCAACCCCCUUGCAGUGAAUAUUUUUUAAAUUUGUCACCCACACUUUAAUAUGAGGUUAGCAACACCAUGAAAGAGGACAAGUAUUAUUAGUUCCACUGUACAUAUCAGAGAGGUAAAAUAACAAAUCUUAGAUCUAGUAAGUGGAAGUGCCAGGACUUCAGAGCCAGUUUUCUAAACCUAAUACUAGAGAUUUUUCUAAAUUUCUAAGAAUUGACAUUUGGAAUAUAUGAGAUCUCCAGGUCUUAGCAAUUUGAAGAUCAUGGAUAAAACCCUUUAAAUUCCCUCCCUGUUUGUUUUCUGUCUCUGGAAGCCAGCCUGCCACCUGUUUUCUUGGACUGUCAUGCUGUGGGCCUGAUCUCCAGUGUCCCAGGGCUUCCAGGCUGCAUGAGAACCACAGCAUUAGGGACAUCACCUAGCUCCACACAAUGGUUUAUCUGUCUGAGCUUUGGCUACAGCCCAGCCAGUGCCCCUGUUAUGGAUUAAAAUUGAAUCAUUUCUUUUUUUAAAAAAAAUUUUAAUUGACAAAAAUUGUACAUAUGCACAACAUGAUGGUUUGAAAUAUGUAUACAUUGUGGAAUAGCUAACUCGAACAAAUUAACAUAUGCAUUACCUCACAUACUUGUCAUCUUUUGUGAUAAGAACACUUAAAAUCUACUCUAAACAGUUUUCAAGAAUAUAAUACAUUGUUAUUAACUGUAGUCACCAUGUUGUAUUUCUUGAAUUCCUCCUAACUGAAGUUUUGUAUCCUUGACCAACAUCUCCCCAAUAUCCCCCCUUCCAGUCCCUGAUAACUUCUGUUCUCUGCUUUUUUGAGUUUGACU
Messenger RNA from Cynocephalus volans (Philippine flying lemur), 5070 nucleotides. It is a transcript of the gene ACO1, whose product is annotated as aconitase 1. The transcript is spliced from 21 exons. Gene Ontology annotation, molecular function: aconitate hydratase activity; iron-responsive element binding; 3 iron, 4 sulfur cluster binding. Gene Ontology annotation, cellular component: cytosol; mitochondrion. Gene Ontology annotation, biological process: citrate metabolic process; tricarboxylic acid cycle. Lineage: Eukaryota; Metazoa; Chordata; Mammalia; Dermoptera; Cynocephalidae. The record is from RefSeq and is a predicted model, not a curated record. The coding region runs from base 122 to 2791 and encodes 889 amino acids.